UAGAGAAGUAAACGGCGUCGUCAGGAUUGAAAAGGGUUAAUUUGGAACCUGUAGAUGCACCUUCCCUCAGUCUCGCCCUUCCAAAAUUUCUCCAAAAUUCUCCGGAGUCCAAAUUGAGUAGCGGUUAUGGAUCCUCGAUACACCGGAGAGAUAUUUAAGCAUUUGGAGAAGCAGAAUGAUUUGUUUAUGGAGGCCUACAAUUCAAUGUCUCAUGAAUUACAUAAGCUUCAGGUAGAGGAAGAAAUGCUGAUGCGUAAAUUUUAUGAACUUAUGACUGCUCAGGGUUUAACUAAAAAGAAUGAAGGUAAUACCAAUGUUUCGAAUGGUGGUCAAAUCAGAGAUGACACUGCCUUACUUACAAAUAACGCAGGCAAUGAUUCUUAUGGUGACAAGAGUGGGCAAUCAACUAUAAUAGUCCCUGCUACUAAUAAUGAACAACAAUGAGCGUAUCAAGUUUGCUAUUCCUUUAUCAUGAACUUCGAAAAUUUUUGUUUUGGGCUUUUUUUUAGAGAUCCUCUUGUUCUUUCCAGUACAGCUACAAAUUUUGUUAACUGAAUGUUUGAUGCAAUAGUUUCAUCAAGUGUAAAUCUCAUAUGUAGCCAACUAUUCAAACAAUGUAAGAUUCUAUUCAGAUUGAGUUUAUGGUAGUUGAUUGAAUUUUAUGA
Molecule: messenger RNA, 665 nt
Organism: Hevea brasiliensis (rubber tree)
Lineage: Eukaryota; Viridiplantae; Streptophyta; Magnoliopsida; Malpighiales; Euphorbiaceae
Exons: 4
Coding region: 127-444 (105 amino acids)
Source: RefSeq, a predicted model, not a curated record